AUGGUCAUGAGUCUGUUUUUCUUUUAUUCAUUUCUGUGUUUUGUGUUGCUAAUAAGUGAAUGCUUUUCUUCUUCCUUUGAGCAUCAUCUUUGCUCUCCAACUGAAGCUUCUGCUUUGCUUCAGUUUAAGCAAUCCUUUCAGUACAUUAGUUAUUGGUGUCGUGAAGCUUAUUUCCCAAAAACAAAGUCUUGGAAUGAGAGUAGGGAUUGCUGCAGUUGGGAUGGAGUCACUUGUGACUUAUUAAACGGUCAUGUUAUCGGGUUAGACCUUAGUUGUAGUCAACUUGGUGGCAGUAUUCAUCCCAAUAGCACCCUCUUCCAACUUCAUCAUCUCAAGACACUAAACCUUGCUUACAAUUACUUCAGUUGGUCUUCAAUCCCACAUAACAUUGGCCGAUUGACGAAUUUGAGGCAUCUCAACCUUUCUAAUUCUUUAUUUGAUGGGAAAAUCCCAACAGAAAUCUCAUACCUUAACAAUUUGGUUUCACUUGAUCUUUCUUAUGGUUAUGCAUUACAACUUGAUGAGAGAACAUUUGAAGCAAUGUUUCAGAACUUCACAAAUCUGGAGAUACUUUCUCUCUUUGAAGUCAACAUCUCAUCUCCGAUACCUGUGAAUAUCUCUUCUUCCUCCUUAAGGUACCUGGAUCUUGAAGAUACUAAUCUGCGAGGUGUUCUCACAGAGAUCUUUUUCCUUCCGUCAAACAGCUUGGAAACGCUCAAAUUGAGUGAUAAUGAUCUUCUCAAAGGUAAGCUGCCUGAUUCAAUUGGCACCUUCAGUUCCUUGAAUAUCUUGAACCUCCAUAGAUGUCAAUUCUUGGGUUCCAUUCCUGAUUCCAUAGGCAACCUAACACAAAUUAGGGAGUUGGAUUUAUCUAAUAAUCAUUUCACUGGCCAUAUUCCUUCCACAAUCUCUAAAUUGAAGCACCUCACAAGUUUGGAUCUUUCUGACAACUCCUUUUCAGGUGAAAUUUCUGAUGUUUUCUCUAACCUCAAAGAGCUACGUUAUUUACUUCUUUCUUCCAACUCCUUUUCAGGUGAAAUUCCUGAUGUUUUCUCUAACCUCCAAGAGCUAUAUUCUUUAGAUCUUUCUGAAAACAGCUUCAACGGUUCGUUUCCCGCUUUAAUUUUAAGUUUGACACAUCUUGAAUACUUAAGAUUGUCGAGUAAUUCCAUUUCUGGCCCACUGCCUAGCAACCAAAGCAUUCAAAAGCUAACUUCUGUGGAUUUGUCAUACAACUCACUGAAUGGUACCAUACCAUCUUGGGUGUUUAGCCUACCUUUGCUAUCUUCAGUGUCGCUCCAACAUAACCGAUUCAGAGGUCUAGCCGAUGAAGUGAUCAAAACAAACCCAACAUUAAGAGAACUGCAUUUAAGCAAUAAUCAACUCAGUGGUUCUUUUCCUCAAUCACUUGUGAAUCUCACAAACCUUGAAAUCCUUGGAAUUUCAUCAAAUAACAUCACCAUUGAUGAGGGAAUGAAUAUCACCUUUCUUAGCCUAUCAUCUUUAUUCUUAAUCAUCUUACACUUGUGUACUUGGAUAUUUCUAACAAUAAGAUUCGUGGUCCAAAUUCCUGACUGGUUUAGCGGCAUGAGGUGGGACUCGUUGCAGUUCCUAAACCUUUCUCAUAAUUCUUUAACAGGCCACCUACCACAAUUUCGUUACCAUAACCUACGGUAUCUUGAUCUGAAAUUUAACUCCCUUCAGGGUCCACUACCUUCAUCCAUUUGUAACAUGGGUUCGCUUAUCUUAUUAGAUUUAUCACGCAACAACUUCAGUGACUCAGUUCCACAUUGCUUGGGAAGCAUGGCUAGUCUUAAGGUGCUAGACUUAAGAAGGAACAAUUUCACAGGGAGUCUUCCCCCAUUAUGUGCACACAGCACUACAUUGAGUACCAUUGUCAUAAAUGGUAAUCGAUUUGAAGGACAUGUUCCUGUGUCGUUGCUCAAUUGUAAUGGUCUACAAGUCCUUGAUGUGGGGAACAAUGCUAUAAAUGACACGUUUCCAGCUUGGUUCGGAACUCUUCAAGAGCUGCAGGUCCUUAUAUUAAAGUCGAACAAAUUCCAUGGACCUAUAAGUAUAUGUCAAACUAAGUUUUGCUUUUCCAAGUUGCGAAUUUUUGAUCUUUCGCAUAAUGAUUUCAGUGGCUCACUUCCUGCAAAUGUUUUUGGAAACUUCAAGGCAAUGAUCAAAUUAGAUGGCGAAGACACAGGAAAUAUCAAGUACAUGGAAUCUAUGUUGAAUUCGCUAUUGGUCACAUCGUAUGAGGAUUCAGUGAGUUUGGUAAUCAAAGGGCACGAUAUUGAGCUAGAAAGAAUCAGCACAAUUAUGACAACCAUAGAUCUCUCACGCAACCAUUUUGAAGGUGUCAUUCCGGAAACACUAAAGGAUCUCAGCUCACUUUGGUUACUCAAUUUAUCCAGUAACAAUCUCAGAGGCGAUAUUCCAAUGAAACUAGGACUAUUGAGUAUGCUUGAAGCUUUAGAUCUCUCUUGGAAUCGGCUCAUUGGAAAGAUUCCACAGGAAUUAACAAGAAUGAACUUUCUAGCCUUCUUAAACCUCUCUCAAAAUCAUCUCGUCGGACCAAUUCCUCAAGGUCGACAAUUCAACACAUUUGAAAAUGACUCGUAUGGUGGCAACCUUGAUUUAUGUGGUCGUCCUUUAACAAAGCAAUGUGAAACGAGUGAUUCAUCGCAUGUUCCUCAACAAUUGGAGUCCGAAGAAGAAGGCGAGUCAUAUUUUUUUAGUGGAUUUACGUGGGAAUCAGUAGUCAUAGGCUACAGUUUUGGACUAGUUGUUGGAACUGUCAUGUGGAGUCUUAUGUAUAAAUAUCGUAAGCCAAAAUGGUUUGUGGAAUUUUUCGAUGGACUCAUGCCUCACAAAAGAAGAAGGCCAAAGAAGAGAGCUCAGAGACGACAGACUUAAUGGAAGAUUGAGAGGGCCAACUUGUCUUUGUUUGAUUUUGUGGACUAAUUAGUGAACUUUUCUGGUUCUGUUUUUGUAUUUUCAAUUUUCUGUUUGUUGUUUAUAUAUGUUUGAUAGAAACAUAAUUAUAUGUGUGUUAUUUUAAUAUCAAUAGUUAUUCAAGUUA
Molecule: messenger RNA, 3088 nt
Organism: Solanum tuberosum (potato)
Lineage: Eukaryota; Viridiplantae; Streptophyta; Magnoliopsida; Solanales; Solanaceae
Product: receptor-like protein 12
Exons: 2
Coding region: 1-2922 (973 amino acids)
Molecular function (GO): protein binding
Source: RefSeq, a predicted model, not a curated record